This is a messenger RNA of Pyricularia oryzae 70-15, 1708 nucleotides long. RefSeq lists its product as uncharacterized. Gene Ontology annotation, biological process: butyrate catabolic process; fatty acid beta-oxidation using acyl-CoA dehydrogenase. Lineage: Eukaryota; Fungi; Ascomycota; Sordariomycetes; Magnaporthales; Pyriculariaceae. Bases 68 to 1459 code for a protein of 463 amino acids. The record is from RefSeq and is a predicted model, not a curated record. The transcript has a single exon. Gene Ontology annotation, molecular function: flavin adenine dinucleotide binding.
AGUUGAGGUCGGUGAAUGACUGAUACUGGAAGAUAGUGCCAAACCUCAUGACAAGAGGAAGGAUUAUAUGGAAGAUAUUUUCACCCCCAAAAUGAACUUUGACCUCCCAGACGACCUUCAGUCCUUCCUCGCCCGCCUCGACGCCUUCAUCAAUAGCCAAAUCCUCCCUCUCCAGCACAGGGACGACAACAACCGCUUCUUUGACCACCGCCGCGAGGCGUCUCGCACCCAGUGGGACAAUGGCGGCUUGCCGAGGCCGGAAUGGGAGGCCCUACUCCGGCAGGCCCGCCAGCUUGCAGACGAGGCGGGCUUCCUCCGCUUCGCCUUCCCGGCCGAGUACGGGGGCGCCGGCAACCCGCGCCAAAACCUAUGGAUGUGCGCGAUCCGGCUCUUCCUGGCCUCGCACCCCGUCUACGGCGGCGGGCUGGGGCUCCCCAACGACCUGCAGAACGAGCACUCGGUCGUGCUCAACAACCCCAUCGUGCUGAUGCUGCACCACUACGGGAGCCCGGCGCAGAAGAGGGAAUUUAUCGACGCGGCCAUCAGGGGGGAUUUUGUGGCCACUUUCGGCCUGACCGAGAUUCACCACGGGUCCGACGCAACGCACAUGGACACGACGGCGCGGCGAAUCACCCUGCCGUCCGGCGAGCCCGGGUUCGAGAUCUCGGGGAACAAGCGGUGGCAGACGGGCGCGCAUGCCGCAACCCACCACCUGAUCUUUGCCCGGACCUCGGGGACGGCGGGGUCAGCAAGGGGGAUCACGGCCUUCAUCGUGCCGAGGGGCUCGGCGGGGCUCGAGGUGGCGUCGUACGAGUGGACGCUCAACAUGCCGACGGACCACGCCACCUUGACGCUGACCAGGGUGGCGGUGCCGGCGUCGUGCGUGCUGGGCGACGUCGACGACGGGCUGGCGGUGGCGCAGACUUUUACGCACGAGAACCGCAUCAGGCAGGCGGCGUCGUCGUGCGGCGCGGCCAGGUUCUGCAUCGACCGGGCGGUGGACUAUGCGCGGUCGCGGCGCGUGUUUGGCAAGCCGCUCGCCGUCAACCAGGGCAUCCAGUUCCCGCUGGUGGAGCUGGCCACGCAGCAGGAGAUGCUGCGGCUGCUGAUCCUGCGGACGGCGACCGAGAUGGACGCGGUCGAGCGCGAGUGCGAGGGAGACCGCGGUCGCAGGCCGUGGGUGGAGAUUGAAAAGAGGCUGGGAGACAGGAUCGCCAUGUGCAACUACUACGCGAAUCGGCUGGCGUGCGAGGCUGCCGACCGGGCAAUCCAGGUGUUUGGCGGGCAGGGAUACAGCAGGCAUCAUCCGUUUGAGCACAUUUGGCGGCACUUUCGACGGUACAGGAUCACGGAAGGAAGUGAAGAGGUGCAGAUGAGGAGGGUGGCGGCUGCUUUGUUUGGGUUCAAGGGGUCUGGGAAAGGGGCUGGUGGCGAUAGGGAAGAGAGGAGCAAGUUGUGAUUGAGUAGAAGGACUUGGCUACCUCGGGUACCUGGGUGAGUAAAGUAGGUAGGUAUUCACCCAAGUGGACGAAAUACCCUACCGACCGACGACUCGAACCGCUGUGAAUUACUCUGUAGUCCGCCUAGCCGCACCUUAAUUGGCCUUAUCUUAAGCUCUGCGAAUGAGCAAGUCGUUGUGUAUGUUGUGAGUUUGUUUUCUCUAGUUUUGUCUGUCUCAAAAGUCUUGGCUUGAGCGAACUGCAAACGG